CCAUUUCUGCUCUCAACAAAGCUCAUUUUGGUAUCUUUGGAGUGCAGGGUUUUGGAAAGAGGGGCGUGGCUAAUUCAGCGGCUCAGUCUCGAGGUAGUAGAGCGGCUGAAAUCACUUACAGCACCUUUAAAUGAACAAAUGACAAUAAAUCAAAGUAAUCUGUUCAGGAAUCAAAAUACUUUUUGAAUGUAACUGUAUUCUGAUUAACAACUUUUUAAAUUGUAACUGUAGUGGAAUACAUUUACUAAUAUAUUGUAUUUUAAAUACGUAAUCCCGUUACAUGUAUUCCAUUACCCAACCCUAUAUAUAUAUAUACUGUAUAUAGUGCUGGGUGGAUUACUUGUGAAUUGUAAUCAGGUACUGAAACUGCAUGACAAAAUAUGCAAUCAGCAAUCAUGCAGUCAUCUCAUAGAUUACAUUUUGGGUAAUAUAAUCAGAUUACUUUCGGAUUACUUUCAACCUAAUUCUAUUUUAUGUCAUGCAUUUGAGAAGGAUAAUCAUUUUAUGGACAAAGUUUAGAAUUCAAAACCCUGAGACAACCAUUAAUUUUAAGUGCAUAAAACAAUAGCAGCAUAACGAACAUUAUUGACCAUAAAAUCAACAUAAAACAAUCAUAAAAUUAUCAAAAAUUAAUGACCAUAAAAUCAACAUAAAAUGAUAAUAAAAUGAACGAAAAAUUAAUGACCAUAAAAUCAACAGCAUCGAUAAUGCCUAGGCCAAAGCUUUCAUCUAAAAACGCUGCAACACUUUUAACCUUACUGCUUACUGACAGUCCAUCACCUAUUCCAGAGCUGAGGUGCAAGAUAUUAUCUUUUGAACAGCAAGAAUAUUCUAAAAGAGCAGCAUAUUUUAAAACAGCAGAGUUCCACAGAGUCAUACCAGGAACAACUGUGUCAAGUUUUAUGUCCAGUUUCAUGCAGUGGACUCCAACAGUAGAGUGAUGUGUUGUGUUAUGUUUAAUGUCUGUAAGGAGAAUAGAAGAGUUAUUUUUGGUAUUUCAUAUUUAUAUUCUUAUAUUAGUAUUUAUCAAAACAAUAAAAAAUAAAAAUAAAAAAACGACACCUUUGCUGUUCACGACCAUAGGAAAUGAAUGGGAGACAGAGCCAUUUGUUUUAGAAAAAGGCUUUUCUUUGUCUUUAGUUUAAUCACCAUGGCCUGGUUUUAAAGUAAACAUACAGUAAUGUCACAUUAUAUUAAAACAAUUAAAAAAAAUUGCCAAACUUUGACAAACAAUAGUUUAAAAAUUUCCCUAAAUCCUAAUGCAUAACUUGUGAUAAUCAAAAAUGAAAUUAAAAUAAAUACAAAAUUAAGUUACACCUGUACUGUUUCCGGUCAAAAAUGACCGCGAACAGCAAAGGUGUCGACCUUUAUUGAACAACCUAGGAGAGUUAAAUAACCUCUUUAUUAACAUGGUUAAAAGUGUCCAUUCUUAAUCUUCAUUUUUGGGAGUCUAGGUCAUGUACACAGGCUUAGUGAAGCGGUUACAGUUCAUAGUUAUGUCUAAGAGGAAGGUCAAACAGCUGGUUAGAUACUGUUCUGUAUCAGCCAUUAUUGUUGUGUGGAGGGGGUGUUGUUAUUUGUAUUCUUGAUACUAAUGAUUGAGUAGUCAUGUGUGGCCUGCAAAGUGUGUGUGUGUGUGUGUUGCAGUUAACCUCAUGCUGCAUCAUCAUCACUGUCCCAGUACAUUCUCGCCUCCCUCUCACAGUAUGGAAACAUUCUCUCUCGUUUAUCUCGGGUCACAUCCCGCACAGCAUCAUGGCGUUUGAGGGUGGGGGGCGGAGCUGUGGUGUUCACGAACUCAUUUGUGCUAGAAGAGUAUCUCCUGAACUGCUAGGCAUCCUGUCCUCCAUUGCUGUCUUUAUGGGCUUGAUCGCUUUCUUUUUUCUUUACCUCAGCAGCAAGCUGUCAGUGGAGAGCCCAAGCAGUGAUCUGUCUUGUUUUGAAGGUUUUAACAAGGAUUUGCAAGAAUUUGCAGUAAGUUACAGUAGCAGACACACCAAGGGCAGAAAGCAAUGGCGUUCUUCAAGAGCUUCCAACAGAGCCUCCCUUCAGUCAGUUCUCUCCUGGACUCUGUCUCAAACACCGUCUCUACUGCCGUGGACGAUUUGUCCACAGCUGUGAGUGACGUCACCUACACAGUUAGUGACCAACUAACAGAGCAGGUCAAUACAAUCAUCAACAAAGUACAGGCCGAAGAGGAUGAUAAAUCCAGGAAAGAGGAGGCUGGAGGUGAUGAAGUCCAAAAAGAGAGGAGAAACAGCAAGCUGAAGCGUCAGGAGACAGAAGCUUAUGACCUAGGGACUGACGGAGAAGGGCGAAAGAGCCGAAAGUCAAAGAAGAAUUCGAUGUGGACUAUGGAAAUAGAUGAAGAGGAAUUACAGAGAGAGAGAGAAAGGCAAGAGGAAGCCAGAAGAUCUGAGGAGGAGGAAUGGGAGUGGUGUUACGCCCCCUCUAAAGGUUGGUAUCGUAAAAAAAAGGACACAAACCAACCACAAGGCACAUCUCAGUCCUCAGACAACCAGAAAGGCAAUGGUGACCAAGCAUCAAAAGAGGCAGAGCCUGCCACUCAGAAAGAGAAUGCCUUCUCACAUGGCAAGCACAAGAAUGAAGGUGACAACCACGAUGGAAGCGUUAAUGCGAUGCACACAGGUAGUGGUCAAGAUGAGCAGGACUCUAUCGAAAUGUCUAGUGGUCCAAAUACAUCAAAAGCAGAGUAUGAAAAGAAUGGAGAGCACAAUGUUGAGGAAGAUGACACCCGAGCUAUAAGCAGGGGGAAAAAUGGAAAUGAAGCAUCAUAUGAGGAAAGUAAAAGAUCAAGGUCUUCACCUAAAAAAGAGGAAGAAGAUAAUGGGUGCUCAUCAAGAGUCAAACUAAAUAAGAAGAAAGGAAAAGUUAACAGUGAUGAAGACCAGGAGGAGGACACUCAGGAAAAGAACUCAAAGUCAAUUUCAAAACCAAAGAAGGGCAAAGAAGGUAAAGAUGGUGGUUGCCCAGAGAGAAGAUCAUCUGAGAGUGAGGACGAGACACCAAAAAGACACAAAGACUCGCCCUCCCAACAGCAGAGAAGUGGGUGGAGAAACAGAGAUGCUGAGAAUGACGACUGCAGCAGUGACACCUCAGUCGAUCAUGUGAAAAAGAAAAAAGGUUCAAGUUCCCUGAAUGAGCUUCAGCCUCCACCGUACAGGGACAAAGACGAUUUAAAACGUGGUUCACGGGGCCGCAGUGACUCAGCAGUGGGCAGUGAGGUCAGCGAGGGCAGUGUAGACCCCGAAGACACAGAGAGUUACAUGAAUAAGGAGUAUGAGGAGGACGCACCCAGUGACAGCACGGCUGUUUUGGGCCCGGAGGACAGCUUAAUCCCACCCCUUCCAGAAACAUAUGAACCAGAGGUAUUGGGGAAAUACGGUACGCUUGACGUGGCAUUCGAGUAUGACCCUGGCGAACAGCGGCUUGCGGUAACGGUGACUGCCGCCACGGAUAUUCCAACCCUCAAGAGCACGGGGAACAUUUCCUGGCAGGUGCACCUGGUUCUACUGCCCACCAAGAAGCAGAGGGCCAAGACAGGAGUGCAGAGGGGACCCUGUCCCAUCUUCACAGAAACCUUCCGCUUCUCGUGUGUAGAACAGGAGGCCUUGUGUGAUUAUGCUGUCCGAUUCCGUCUCUACAGUGUGCGGCGUAUGAAGAAGGAGAAGGUUUUAGGGGAGAAGGUGUUCUACCUCACCAAACUCAACCUACAGGGGAAGCUGGCUCUUCCUGUCACACUGGAGCCUGGCACAGCAGUCCCGGGCUGUGGGUCAAUAGUGAGUGUCUCUCGUAGUGCAGGAGCUCUAUCGCACCGCUCCACUGGUGAAUCCUCCAUUCCAGAACUCCUGCUCGGCCUCCUCUAUAACUCCACCACAGGCAGACUCUCCGCCGAGGUCAUUAAGGGCUCCCAUUUUAAGAACUCUGCCACCGAUAAACCGGCCAUUGGCCUGUUUUGUUGUAUAAAACACUUCUUUAGUGGUCAACUGUAUAUCAUGAGAGAUACCUAUGUGAAGUUGACAAUGCUGGAUUCCAAAGGGAAAGAGAUGUCCAAGUGUAAGACUUCAGUAUGCCGUGGUCAGCCCAACCCCACCUACAAAGAGACAUUUGUAUUCCAGGUGGCACUGUUCCAGCUGUCUGAGGUUACCCUGCAGGUGUCGGUGUACAGCCGACGGAGCAGCAUGAAGAGGAGAGAACGGGUUGGCUGGGUCGCUCUGGGCCUCAACAGCACCGCAGAGGAACAAGAGGAACAUUGGACCCAGAUGAAAGAAUCAGAGGGACAGCAGGUCUGCCAGUGGCACACUCUCCUUGUCUCAUGAGGGGGAGCUGAGAUAACACUAUUAAAAAGACCAGCUUAGACCAGUGUGAAUUUCCAGGCUGCUUUAUGCUGAUUAGUGCUUGUUUGGUGAUGGUCUAGCUUAGGGGUCGGCAACCUAGGGUGGGUUAAUCACUGACAUGCCAUUAACAACGAGAGAGAGGAGUAUGUAUUUUAUUUAUAUGAAGUCCCUUGCACCUGCACGUGGCAUGCCAAUCUACCACUUGUUCUAAACCGUCAUAAUCACGCAGCACGUUUAUUUAUUUAUGAGCUGAAUGGGAAGCUAAACACUAUUCAACUGUGACGAAACCAUGCUAGUCAACAACAGAUACAAACCAUUUCACGAGCCGCUGAUAUCACAGCGCAGCUUUUUGCUUCGCUUUCUGUGAGUCGUGCAAGUAAACAUGUCUGCUUCGGUCACAUAUAGCAGAUGACACCCUAUAUUUUCUUGCUUUAUUCCCUUUUUUUCAUUUUGCAACACAUGGUGUAUAUAAGAAAACACUGUUAUCAAUGUUUGAAAUGUUCAUCUAAGCAUGUCAGCUCCUUAAACUACAAUGACAGUGACUUUCAGACUACAUAAUUAAGGAAAAAAGGCAAACACUAAAACACACAUAGCGGAGUUCAAAAGUAAAAAUGAAUUGCGCCCGUUAAAAGUGCCGGUUAUUUGCACGCCUUGUCUGUACUAGUUUAGCGGCGGAUUCACUAAAGUAAUUAUGCAGAUCAGGCAACGUCGCAAAUGCACCCACAAAAUCUGUGCUGUGCGCAAUUUGCAAGUGCAAUUCCAAUCUUGAGGGCUGAUUCUUAGCGCUAUAUAGCGGAGAAUGCAGCGGACCACCGUUAUCUGAGUCAUCUCUUUAACAUAACGAAAUUGUGCUUGACUACACCGCACAUCUGGAAAUAUGCCAGGUUAUAAUGCUGUUCUCCAUCAUUUGUAAAUGGAAACAGGCAAUUUUUGUGAAUGAAGCGCAGUCUAUAAUAAGUAGCACUGUCAGUCGAUUUAUAUUUUUAAUCGCGAUUAAUCGCAUACUUUUCGCAGUAAAUCACGAUUAAUCAGAUUUUGAAAGUGCUGAAAUUUGACUCUAAAUAUACUUCUUUUUCUGUCAAAAUGCAUUUAUUUCUUAGGAAAUAAAACAAAAUGAAUGAAGGUUAUAUUUAUAUAGCGCAUUUCUGACACAACACUCAAAGUGCUUUACAUACUGAAGAGGGGACGGAUGAUGUGACAGCAGCCAAGGGGCACCAGUAUGCUCACCACACACCAGCUGUUGGUGGAGAGGAGAGAAUACAGUGAUGUAGCCAAUUCAGGGAUGGGGAUUAUUAGGAGGCCAUGACUGAUAAGGGCCAAUGGGGUAAUUUGGCCAGGACACCCCUACUCUAUGCGAGACGUGCUCUGGGAUUUUUAAUGACCACUGAUAGUCAGGACGUCGUUUAACGUCUCAUCCGAAGGAUGGUGCCUUUUUGCAGUGUAGUGUCCCUGUCACUAUACUGGGGUGUUAGGACCCACACAAACCGCAGGGUGAGCACCCCCUGCUAGCCUCACUAACACCUCUUCCAGCAGCAAUCUUAGUUUUCCCCAGGACGUCUCCCAUCCUGGUACAGACCAAGCUCAACCCUGCUUAGCUUCAGUGGGUAACCAGUCUAGAGCUCCAGGGUGAUAUGGUUACUGGCCAAAACAAUAUGUAGCAAUAUAAUGCUUUAUUAACAUUUUCCAAACAAAGCCUUUCACAGUAUAAAGAUAGAAAUGCACUAAAAUAGCACCAAUCCAAGUUACAUUAAACAUUUUCCAAAGUCUAAGUGGGAGUUUGACUAACUGAAAGAACUAUUCCCCACAUAGUUUGCAUAUUCAUUCCAGUGGGCAUUGCAUUUCUUAAACUUUCAUCCUCCACAAUAUGAAUCAGCACGCAAACUGUGGCUAUCCACUUUGUUACAGUAAUAAUGAAGCCGCGUUCAUGAUUUGCGUCAGGGCAUCAGCACCAGCGUCAAGCGCAUCUUUGAACUCCACAUGAAGAGCGUUUGCAGACAAAAAUGACUCAUUCUGCAUUUUGGUGAUGGUUAAGACUUGACAUGCUUCUGUGGUAAUUAAAAUGUGCCUUACUUAGGCUGAAAAAUACUUGAUUUAUGUCACAAGUUCCAUCUGGGCUUUUUUUUUUUUUUUUUUUUUUUUUUAACAAAUAGCGUUUAGAGCUUCUUUCCCCAUUGCUUUAUUACUGUUUGUUUUACAUGCAUUGCGAAUGCAACUCUGCAGUUUCACGGUAUUUUGACAUUAUAAUUCCAGAUAUACAUUACCAUACAAAAUAAAGGGCAUGCAGCGACGUUGUGACUUCAGGUGCAUUGUCCUGUGUACUCAUAAUAAUUCAGUACAGUCUCAGAAAUGGUGCUUGAACAAGAAGUUUGGCACAUUGAUUAACAAGGAAAAUUAAAAAUGGCACUUCAUGUAAAAAAGGUUGCCGACCCCUGCCCUAGCUGGGGGUGAAAACUGCUAGGCCUGUGGGUGCAAUCUGGGGCAGAGCUACUGUGAUGUGGUUCUUUGCUAUGGGUGGUUGAGUAGGACUUGGUUAUGGGUACAGAUUAAAGUUUAGAUUGUAAUUUGUACUGCAGUGGAAUCCUCAGUGUUGGAGGUGAUAGAAAACUCUACAUGAUCCUUGGAUGUUCUUCAGGAUAGCAGUAGUGAACCUACUGUAAUUCCCAAAGUUGAAGAGGAGUCACAGGGGAAUGACUAUGAAAGAUGGCUUAGACCGCCAUACAGAACAUUUAACUGACCAACUGCUAAUGGACCUGCCAUCAUUGUUUGUUCACAUCAAAGCAUAAUUACAGUGCUUGCAAGGCAGAACUGUAUUGAUAUCUUCAAACAUUCUGGUUAGGCUUUUUUCUAAACCUAUAACCCUAAGUGCUAAGCUUAAGCUAUAGUUUAUUCAGACGAACAGACUCUAUUUAAACUUUAUUUGUAGCUAACUUCAGCCGUAGAUGUGCUAUUUAUUUUUUUGUCAAUUUUAUACUUUUUAAGAAAUGUAAAAAUCUCUCAUCGACUUACAUUAAAAGAAUGUUGACAACAAACAUGUCAUCCUAAUAUUUGCACUCUGAACUGCGAUUGGUCUUCUUUAUUACACCUAUUUGCGAACUGAAUUGUGAUUGGUCUUGAUGAGGCCCAUACAUGUGCAUUCCGCAAAAAGCUCUGCAGAUUUCCGCAGAACUCCGUAUAUUUGUGUUCUACUGAUUCCCUACCCCUCGCCUGUUAGUUUAUUCAAUAUUUGGCAAAUUUGAUUAUACUUUUAGGUCUCAGUAAGACUCUCAGCUCCAUUUAGCACAUUUUACUAUGUUUAAAUCCAUUUAGCAGAAUUCUGCAGAUUUCCUCACUAAAUCAGCGCAAAAAAAUAUGAAAAAAGGGCAACACUUUACAUUAACACAACAUUGUUUAUAAAUGGGAUUAUUAAUGACUAUGUCAUUUACAAAUGCAUUAUAAAUCACUGAUAUGCAGUUAUAACAAUGUUAAUAAAACAAUUUCAUGCAAUACUUGCCAAAUUGUGAGCAUUUUAACUUACAUGUUAUAAAUGCUUAAUAAAUACAAUUAUUAAUAUUGACAUUAAUCAAAAUGCAUCAAAAAGAGUUUACGAUAGUGAGAUUAAAAGUAGGGAUUAUGUCAGUUCACUACAGUCUGGUUUGUGUUUAUAUUCAUUACAGUAAUGUCUUUACUGACUUGUGUUAUCACUUUGAUUGUCACGUUGAUAUUAAAAGAGUCCUAUAGUUACCUAAAGUCCACUACAAAAACACUUCUUAGUUCUUCAUAUUCAUUCUCAGCAUAUAUCAUACAAUAAAGCCUGAUGACCAUUAAACCAUACUAAACUUUUUAUACAUAGUUUGCUAAUGUUGAAUAAGUGUUAUUAAGCAUAUAUUACACAAUGUGAGGUAAAUUGGCUCACUAUUUGGCAAGUAUUGCAUGAAAGUCACCCUUUUUACACAUGUAGUUUUAACCGCAUAUUGAUUUAUAAUGCACUUGUAAAUGAAUUAUUAGUGAAUAUGAACCCCCUUUAUAAACUAUUAACAAAGGAAACAUUAAUGUAGUCUUACUAAAAAAAAAAAAGCCUGGUCUUGUCUUCCUUGCAUAUAUUUAACCAUUUAUAAUCGCUGCACAGUGACUAUGUGCUGAUUCUUGCGUGCAGCUGACAGAAAACAAAGAUGCGCAAUGAGCGUCAUGAUAUCAGCAAAUGCAACAAUUAAUUUACAUAAAAACCAAAACCUAAAACCUCAGCUUCAACACUAUUCUGUUGCUGCCUUGCAAGCAUUGGGAUUUCCUUCAGCAAAUGCAAAUCUAGUUGCAAAUGUAUUGUAAUGUUUGCAGUUGCAUUAGCUUUCAAAUGGACAAAUAUGCAAAUAAAAAUAUGCACUGCGUGGUAUAGCUAAAGUAUAAAGUUAAACUUUCAGAAUAACAAGUAGAGGACCAAAGUGCAUGAUCACAUAAUUCUGUUUUAUGAAGGAAUAGAAUGACUGUUUCAUACCAGCAAUGCUGCAAAAUAUUAUGAAUAAUGAAUAUGUUAAAGUAGGGCUGCUGCAGGCUGUUAUGGGAACAGCAUCUGGUCUAAAUGUAGCUUUACAAGAUUACUGAUGCAAAUAUGAGUAACAGAGUAACUGAGCUCAUGAUUUUUGUCCUCAAUGUUUUCAUAUCAUGGAAGCAAUGCUUCAUUAUGGAUAUAUUUGCACUGAUUCAAGUUCAUUUUUAAUCUUUGAACAAUUCGAUCAUUUAAUAAAAUCUGCAUUUCUAAACAUACUUGUUUAUGAAUGAAGUGCUACAGUAUCUGUAUAAUGUAUAUUUUUCGAAUUGUGUGUGGAUGUGACAUUAAAAGUAAGAAGAGUGCAAAGUCAUGUUUAAUAACAAAACA
Molecule: messenger RNA, 9207 nt
Organism: Myxocyprinus asiaticus (Chinese sucker)
Lineage: Eukaryota; Metazoa; Chordata; Actinopteri; Cypriniformes; Catostomidae
Product: synaptotagmin-14-like
Exons: 10
Coding region: 2013-4340 (775 amino acids)
Source: RefSeq, a predicted model, not a curated record